This is a messenger RNA of Austrofundulus limnaeus, 2390 nucleotides long. RefSeq names its product ATP-binding cassette, sub-family G (WHITE), member 5 (gene abcg5). Gene Ontology annotation, cellular component: apical plasma membrane; ATP-binding cassette (ABC) transporter complex; plasma membrane. The record is from RefSeq and is a predicted model, not a curated record. NCBI's taxonomy places the organism in Eukaryota, Metazoa, Chordata, Actinopteri, Cyprinodontiformes, Rivulidae. Gene Ontology annotation, molecular function: ABC-type transporter activity; ATP hydrolysis activity; ATP binding. Gene Ontology annotation, biological process: transmembrane transport; cholesterol efflux; cholesterol homeostasis.
UGAGCGUGUUGGACCAUGGUGGGACCUACCCUCCUACAGGAAGCGAUGGACUCGUCAGAUCCUCAGCGAUGUUUCCUUCCACGUAGACAGUGGGCAGAUAAUGGGCAUCUUGGGCAACUCAGGCUCAGGGAAGACAACACUGCUGGAUGCCAUCUCAGGGAGGAUCGGAAGCGACGGCACACUGUUGGGAGAGGUUUUUAUAAACGGCAGAAAACUGAAGAGAGAAGAGUAUCAGGACUGUUUCUCCUACGUCCUGCAGAGUGAUAAUUUGCUGAGUUACUUGACAGUGGAGGAGACUCUGACCUACACAGCACAGCUGGCCCUGAGGAAACACUCGGCAGAAGCCAUCAAGAAAAAGGUGUCAGCGGUGAUGGCCGAGCUGAGUCUGAGUCACGUCGCUCAUAGUGUCAUCGGAGGUCGCGUUUUCCCAGGAAUCUCCGGGGGUGAGAGAAGGAGGGUCUCCAUCGCCAGUCAGUUACUUCAGGAUCCAAGGGUGAUCCUAUUGGACGAGCCCACCACCAGCCUGGACAGCAUGACGGCCAAUCAGAUCGUGGUGCUGCUGGCGGAGCUGGCCCGGAGGAACCGCAUCGUUAUAGUGACCAUCCAUCAGCCUCGCUCCGAACUCUUCAGGGUGUUCAGCAGGAUUGCAAUAAUGAGUCAAGGAGAGCUGGUUUUCUGCGGACAACCGGAGGAGAUGGUGGGUUUCUUCAGCCAAUGUGGAUACGAGUGCCCAGAGUACUGCAACCCUUUCGAUACCUACGUGGACUUCACCUCGGUGGACACGCGUAGCAGUGAGAGGGAGGCAGCCACGUUCAGUCGCAUGCACGAGAUCACCUCAUCCUACCAGAGAUCUGCCAUCUACCAGGACAUGCUGGACAAAAUGGAGCAGAGCCUGCAGAUAUCAGACAAGCCGGCCAUCCCCUUUAAGAGCAAGGAUUCACCCAACGGGGCCGCCAAGCUUGAGGUUCUGAUCAGGCGCACGGUUAGAAACUUCUCCAGAAACAGGAUGGGGGUUCUCAUGCGUCUGUCCCAGAACCUGAUCUAUGGCUUCUUCGUGGCCUUCUUCGUCAUGCACUUGGACACGGACGUCACCAAGGGGGCCGUGCAGGACCGCAUCGGCAUCAUCUAUCAGUGUGUGGCGGCUCCGCCCUACACCGGCAUGCUCAACGCCGUCGCUCUCUUCCCUGCGCUGCGAGCCAUCAGUGAUCAGGAGAGUCAGGAUGGUCUCUAUCACAAAUGGCAAAUGUUCUUGGCCUACGUCCUCCACAUCCUGCCCUUCAGCACUUUGAGCAUCGUCAUCUUCUGCUCGUUUCUUUAUUGGACGAUAGGGAUGAACCCAGAGAGUCUGCGCUUCUUGUGUUUCACUGCUGUGAUUCUGGUGCCACAUGUUAUAGGGGAGUUGUUGACCGUGGUGCUUUUAGCGGUGGUCCAAGACCCAAACAUGGUCAACACUGGAGUAGCUUUACUCAAUAUUGCAGGAAUCCUGGUGGGAUCCGGCUUCCUUAGAAGUAUCCAGCAGAUGCCCGUAGUGUUUCAGUGGCUGAGUUACCUGACCUUCCAGAAGUACAGCUGUGAGCUGCUCAUCGUCACAGAGUUCUACAAUCUGGAUUUCACCUGCAAUGUAACGAAACUUUUACCAGGAGCCUGUAUGAUCAUUAAAGGCAACCAGAUCAUUGAUGAGGGUUACCCUGGAGCUCUGUCUCGAUACUUACUGGACUUUAUUCUCCUCUACUCCUUCCUCCCUGCCUUGGUUCUGAUGGGAAUUAUUGGCUUCAAGAUCAGAGACAAGCUUGUGCAUCACUAAAGCCGCAAACCUAGGUUCUGUUAAAAAAUAAAAGCUGCACUUUAUUUCUAAUUUGAAAUGUGAUGGAAAUGGAAUUAGAAUUUUUUUUACUACUCACUGUAUAUAAAUCUAAUGUGUGCGACCUGUGUUUCACUGCUUUUGUUAGGAGUGAAUAUCUGUCAUUUGAACGUCCGUGAACUGACUUUAUCAACAAUAAUACUAAAUUGAGGACAAAACGCAGUCACGCAAGUGUGGGUGAGAUCAAAAAGACGAUGUAGUUUAAAUAUGGAUCCAGUCCAACAGGUGAGAAGGUAAAGUGCUCGGUGAUGGAAUACCGAUAACUCAAUCAGUGUGCAAAGGUGUGAGCAAGACCGUCAGUUCAGACUUUCCAACAUCUCCUGAUAACCAACUGUGUGACACAGAGUUUAAAUAUUGGCAGUAAAUUAGGAUCUGUAUCAGUUCUUUUUUUACUGUAAAAAUUUUUUUUUCUAGAACCUAAAUGAAAAAAGACAAUUUUCUUCAUUUAGCUAAUUAAAUGGUGAAUGUAUUACAAAAUAAAAGCGUACAGAGCAGAAAAUAAAUAAUAUGCAAACUGAGUAUACAUGAA